Antechinus flavipes (yellow-footed antechinus) is the source of this 3517-nucleotide messenger RNA. Its product is annotated as coiled-coil domain-containing protein 162-like. The transcript has 25 exons. The record is from RefSeq and is a predicted model, not a curated record. Bases 27 to 3440 code for a protein of 1137 amino acids. NCBI's taxonomy places the organism in Eukaryota, Metazoa, Chordata, Mammalia, Dasyuromorphia, Dasyuridae.
UCUUAUUUUAUUCAGGAGUGGAAAACAUGCAAGUGACUCUUGCUUGCCAGACUGCUCAGAAAAAUGCCCUGAUGGUUGCUGUCCAGCAGGCCGCCUUUGGCCGCAGCCCAUGGUCGAUCUGCCCCGUGGACAGACAGGAAGCUUCUCAGCUGAGGAGCCAUGAUGGGGAAGAGUCAACCCAUGGGAGUGCCAGGGCUGGGAAUGACAGAGAAAGCCCAUCAUUGGCCACAAUGCCCAGAAUCUCAGGCUCACUUCCCCAUCCUUCCCCAGGAGUCCAACCUACUAAGAGGACUCCAGAGGCUUUUGUGUCUAUUCAACUGGAAAAGCUGGGAUUACGUGAUAUGAUGCUGAAUACCUUCCUCCAAAGGAAGGAAACCAUAGGCAAGCCAGUGGAGAAGACUGAUGAAAUUGGGAAAAUCAAGCGGGAAGUGAUUAUAGAGUACUGUCAGAAGCUGAAUCAUCGCAUGUCCCAGUACUCUCUUCGGGGGCAGAUCAUUGCCUAUUGCAACAGCCUGAGAGCUCUGUUGGAGGACUUCCCUACCAUCAGAAAUACCUUCUUUAUGAUUGGGCAACCUCAAGAAAGAAAGAGAAAGAAGGAUUCCAAGGAAAGUGUCCAGGCUAACCCCCGGAAUUUUCAGCCCAGGCCACAAUACUUGUUGUCUUCUGAUGGAAGAACUUUCCUCAAUUUAUGGUACAUACCCCAUCAUCUGGAGGUACUGAUCAUGUUCAAAACUCUGCCAGAAAAGGAUGCCUUUAGGGCCCUUAAGCUCACUCUGAAGAUUAUAGCUCCCCUGCAUGACAUUGUUGCCUAUCUCUUCAGCUUUGCUAAACUUGGAAAUGGCAAGGAAUAUUUUGAUUUACCUCUAAAUCCCAAACCUCUAAAAGCUGACUGGGGAGGAAUUGAAGGCAUUGGGGCUGAACUUAAAGAUGUGCAGAGAAUGAUUGACAGCCUUCAGAAUCCCCAGGAUCCUAACCAAGUGGCCCAGGCACUCAUGAUCCGAAGAGAAGUUAUGUUUCUACAGUUUGAUGUAGCCGUGAGACACCUUAUCCGAGAAACAUUUUUGCUUGCUGGAAACAUUUCUGCCUACCAGACUGUCACAGAUUCUGUGUUACAUGGGUUACAACCAAUGAGCAACAAUCUUGUAAAGUCGGUGUUUGCUUCACAAUUCUGUCUUCCUCAGCCCCUUGAUCCACAGAGCCACCAGGCAUUUGUGCUGUUUCCUUGGAGGUCAUUCCUAGCAGAUGGAGGACCAUUUCCAGUUACUCUUAGCAGCCCAGACUCCCUAGAAUAUAACAUGCAGUUUUGCUUGUGUGGGCUGAAUGAUCAAGAACGAAAAGUGGCCCAUGGGGAGCUGGUGUCUGUGCGGUUACUGAUGGAAGAUGUGCUCCUGAGCAGCUACGACAAGAUGGUGGGAGAUCCCCGCGGAUGUUACACCUCAGCAGACAAAAACAAGCAGAGCAGAGUGAACGAAAUGGCUGAAUUAAAUGGAAGUCAACCAUGGGGCCGCCCAAAGACCUCCAGGAUGCUUGAGAAGCAGCGGGAUCCACUGACAGCCUAUGCUUUCCUGAGAUCUUUUCUUAUUAUCUGGAAGCAGCUUGAAGUGCUAAAGGAGGAAUGGGGCCGACUCAAACUGAGGGUGACAGAUAUCAACACAGUUACUCUGUAUCAGCAAUUUGGGGAGCUCUACGGAUCUGAUAUUCUUUACCCUACCAUGAAAACCAUAGCCAGGCAGAUGGGAAAAGAAGAUGAAUUCGAAGGACUUGUAAUAAGUUGUCGGUCUAUACUUCCUCCCAAAGGAGCUUCGGAAGUUGAAAUCAAAACCUGCCAGCUUCAAAAACUUCUGGAAGAUCUUGAAAGUCACAUGAUCCAUGAGGUGCUAAGAAAAGUUAACAAGGAAAUAGCCUUAGUUAUGUCAGAAAAGGCUAAAGAAGACUCUGUCCUCCCUACAGAGCUCUGGAAACACCAUGUUAUUAAAGAAAAUGUGUCCGUUUUAAGGCCACAAAUAGUUGAAAUUUUUAUACAGCGAUUAAUGGAAAGUUACCAAGAUGGUGAGCUUGAGAUCACUUUUAAGAAAGAGCACUUAGAGAUGUGUCUCCUUUCUCUGGGUUGUGAUGUGAUGGCCAGAGAACGCAGCAACUUUGAGACCUACUCCAUGUUUUAUGAAAAUUUGUUGCAGCAGGCCAAUCAGAUGCUCUACCAAAAGGAACAAGAACUAAAUGCAGUGAGAACAGCUCAAAGUCCAUCUGAAGAAAGUGUUCAUCAGGUAACAGGGCACAUACAGAAUAUGAUCUUGGAAAUCACUGCUCUCAGAGCCAAACUCACCGAUCUAGAAGACGAGAAUAUCAACCUUAAGGAAAAGAUAAGAAAAGAAGUCCAAGAAGAAUAUGAAGCAUUAGUUCAAGCCUUAUUUGCGACCUGUUUACACAUCAAAGAGAAAUUGGACGAGCAUCAACUUAAAAUGUCUCGGAAAGUGUGUGAUCUCAUCAGUGAAGUGAGAAAAGAAGGGGUUGACAGUAUGAUUGAUUUGAAGAAAAAAUUUGGCUUAGGCAAAGUUGCUAAUGGAGUGAAAGAAAACUUGGCCAAACAGGAGCAGCUUCAGACCCUCCAGGAGGAGAACAGGAGCCUCCAGGAGCUGGUGUGCAAGAUGAAGACUGUAAGUCACUGGAAACUAACUGUCCAGCAGCAGCAGCUCCGGAGACAGCUAAGAAAUGCAGAGAAGGAAGCUACGCAAAGUAAAAAAAAAUAUUUGCGAGUCAAGAUAAUGGCUGAACACGAGAGUAUUUUAUUGCAACAACAAUUACUGGCUUUAAGGAAGGCUCUUGCCAAAUCUCAAACAGGGAGUUUGAAGAUGGAGAAACAGCUUGAAAAGCAGAAACAGUUGUUUAAAGAACUGGAAUACAAAAUGACCCAGGAAACUCUAAAUAGGCAGCAGUUGGAUAUAAUGAAAACAUCCAGCAUGGAGAAACUCUUGGAGGACAUAGAGAAGAAAGAACGAAGGCUCUGUCUUCUUACAGAGGAAGUAGAAAGGUCUUCUAAGAUGGGCCAAUUCCAGCAAAAGAAAAUUAAGAAAGAAAUCCAACAGAUAAGAAGCCAGCUUGCCCAAGAACGAGUUUUAAAGUUGGAUGCAUUCCAGCGAGUGGAUGAACUGCAGAGCCAGCUUUAUAACAUAGAAAGUGCAUCAACUCAAAUAAACCCACUGGGAGCAGGGGCUAGCUAUGCUCGAAGUUCUGUCUCCACUCCAUGCAGAUAUUCCCAGCAAUGCCUUUUAAAGUUUGAACCUAAAAGCACUGAAAUAAUAAAAAGGAUUCAAAGACCAAGCACCGUACCCACUAAAUGCCGAAGAAGAGAUUGCUUACCCAAUGUCCACGUUCAGCUGGCAACCUUUCGAAUUCCUACUGCUCAACAAUCAACACCCCUGCUCAAGCCUAUGCACUGGUAGCUCUUUUCAAGUUCGCAGAGGAACUAUGUACUACCCUGCUUCAAAAUUAUUGAAUAAAAAUGGCUAUAAAACAUUAA